Ochlerotatus camptorhynchus is the source of this 744-nucleotide messenger RNA. Its product is annotated as protein quick-to-court-like. The transcript is spliced from 3 exons. NCBI's taxonomy places the organism in Eukaryota, Metazoa, Arthropoda, Insecta, Diptera, Culicidae. The record is from RefSeq and is a predicted model, not a curated record. Bases 1 to 744 code for a protein of 247 amino acids.
AUGACUGACGGCAAAUAUCACCGCCAGCAAUCCCACCGGGCACCACGUGGAGUACAUUGCUCGAGCCAUGCCGGACAGACGAGUGAGGACUACCUUACCCCGACCCAGCGGGCUCAGCGCCAGAUCAGACGACUGAAGGAGCUGCUCUCGCAGGCUCGCAUAGACCUGGAGCAGCGUGAUACUGAAAUUCUAAGACUUACCAAAGAGGUUGUUGAGCUGCGGUUCUUCAAGGCAUCGCUCAGUUCCCCGGAGGAACGUUCAAACUCCAGUGACGCCGUAACGGUGCGAGAGAACACCACCAACGAUGCAAACACGCCCAGGGCAUUUCAUCGAUUGUGGAUCAAACGGACGAAUUUCAUGGACAAGAUGUCCACCUCGGAGAUGCAGAGCUCGUUUGCCGAUUCGGGACAUUUCGAGGACAUUACGACCUCGUCGAUCCAUUCCAAGGAUUCGUACGUACACACGCAGGAUCGUGCUUGCGGAAGCGACGAUGACAUUGGGAAGCAGCGGCUUGUCGAGAUGUACGAAGCUCGCAUUGAGGAGCUAGUUAAACAGCAACAGGCAGACGAACAGCAGAAUCGAAUGUCCAACAAUGAUCGCGUUGAGGCUUUGCUGCAGAAAUUGUCCGAGUCGAACAGCAGAUACUGUGAUCUGGUUCCAGACUACUGUGAAAAUCACCAACCGGUUAACAUUGUCAAAAUGAGUUUUAAUUCUAGACGCAGUCGAUGCCGCCGAUGUAUCUAG